GGUCUUGUUGCGAGCGAGACACUGCCAACCUCGCCACACGUCGAACCUAACCGGGCCAUUCAACGCUCAACGUCAAAUCAACAGGUUUUGGAGCACGUAGCGGCCGAAAGCAGCGGCCGAUGAUGUAAUUUGGCGUCUAGGGAGUAAACAACCAUCUAAGGUAUCCAAGGUAUGGGUUUUUAACGACUUUCAAGCGGACUGCGUGACGCCGAGGCACGACUUGCAGUCCUUAAAUUGGCAGUGGACGGGCGGCGUGACACAUACGACGCCAUGGCCUCGAAGCACUGCGUGUUCCUCGUGUUGGUCGUCGCGCUCUGCGUCGCGGUGGAAGCGGCCCGCCGACCCAUUGGUCUCCCGAAGCCCAGCACCAAGGUGACCAAGCCCACGUCCGCCCAGGCCCACCAGUUCGUGACGCAGUGCAUGGCCCUGGCCAAGAAGGGCUUCAGCUCGGGCAGCAAGCCCCACUCGGACCUGACGGAUUGCCACGCGGACCUCUACGAAGACGACCUGCCCAACUACCUGGCCAACAUGAAGCGCUGCGUGGAGCCGGCUGCGUUCUUCAAGCUGCAGCGCUGCAUCAACGGCCGCAUCGCCAGCCUAGGCUAGACUUCCAGCUGCACGCGCACAGCACUGAGAAAAUCUUACAAACGAUUUUGGGCCUUCCUAAGAAAAGCAGUUAUUGUUAUAAAAUAGUAUUUUGAGCAUACAUAAGCUUACUAAGAAAAUACUACGUAGUUAAUGACCUA
This is a messenger RNA of Thrips palmi, 746 nucleotides long. RefSeq lists its product as uncharacterized. Lineage: Eukaryota; Metazoa; Arthropoda; Insecta; Thysanoptera; Thripidae. The transcript has 3 exons. The record is from RefSeq and is a predicted model, not a curated record. Bases 271 to 606 code for a protein of 111 amino acids.